AACACCGCUCUGCUUUGGACGCUGUGUAAAAAUGCUGAGAACCACAGAGGAUGCCCCGAAAGGAUGGUUUUCCUGGAAACUGAUGGCGAGCAGAGGCAUCAAAAGGCAAGUGAGCUUGUUUAUUCUCUGUGUAUGCGUCUGUCAAACCGGGUCUGAAACCCUGCGCUAUACUCUGGCAGAGGAAAUGGAGAAGGACUCCUUUGUGGCCAACGUUGCAAAGGACCUGGGGGUUUCUCUCAGCCAGCUCGCUGCUCGCAAGGCCCGCGUUGUAUCCGAGGGGAACGAGCAGUAUUUCCUGCUGAAUCAAGACACGGGAGUCCUGACAGUGAAGGAAACGCUAGACAGAGAGGAGAUCUGUCCACAGAGCGAUAUCUGCACACUCUUCUUUAAGAUAUUCUUUGAAAAUCCAUUGCAACUGAUACGAGGGGAAGUGGAGAUUCUUGACAUAAAUGACAACUCCCCUGUAUUCCUAGAAAAGGAGAUGGUUCUAGAGAUUCUGGAAACGGCAUCUCCGGGGUCUCGUUUCCCUUUGGAAAGUGCCAGAGACACUGACGUGGGGAGCAACGGCCUGCAAAAAUACAGCCUCGGGCCCAACUCACAUUUUUCUCUAGAUCUUGGGACCGGAAAGGAUGGGGGGAAAUACGCAGAGCUUGUACUACAGCAGCACCUGGACCGCGAAGACCAGCCAGAAGUAAAUUUGCUUCUCAUCGCCACUGACGGGGGCUCACCUCCCAGGUCAGGCACGGCUCAGGUCCGGAUCGUGGUGCUGGAUGCCAAUGACAAUAAUCCUGUCUUUGGUCGGGAAGUCUAUGAGGUACGCCUGGCCGAAAACAGCCCGCCGGAGCAGCUAGUGGUUAGAGUCGCGGCUGAGGAUCCCGAUGAAGGGUCCAAUGGCAAAGUGCGAUAUGCCUUCACUCAAACGUCAGAGCGGUCUCGCCACCUCUUUCAGCUGAACCCUGCCACCGGUGAGAUAUGGAUCUCGGGCAACCUGGACUUCGAGGAAGCAAAAAGCCAUGAGAUGGUGGUGAGAGGCACCGAUGGUGGGGGGCUGUCUGCGCAUUGCAAAGUGCACGUGGAGGUCCUGGAUGUGAACGACAACGCCCCAGAGAUAGCACUUACCUCCAUCUCCGCCUCCAUUCCCGAGGACGCCCCACCCCGAACCGUGGUGGCCUUGUUCAAAGUGCGAGAUCGAGACUCUGGAGACAACGGGAGAACGGAGUGUGCGAUCAAUGAGGACUUGCCCUUCGGUCUCACAGCCACUUUCGACAAUUACUACGAGCUGCGGACAGACGCGGCCCUGGACAGGGAGAGAGCGGCGGAAUACAACAUCACCAUCACGGCCAUGGACUGGGGCACACCGCGGCUGAGUUCUGAGGAAAGCAUCUUCGUGCAGAUAUCUGAUGUGAACGACAACCCCCCGGAGUUCACAAAGGCAGUUUACACCAUGUCAGUGAAGGAGAACAACAGCCCAAUGCUCCGAAUCGGCAGCGUGAACGCGACGGAUGCUGACACGGGGAAAAACGCCCGCGUGAGCUACGCGCUGGUGUGGGAGCAGGGAAAGAAGUCCAAUGUGUCAGUCAACUCGGAGAAUGGGGAACUUUAUAUCCUCCGUCCACUGGACUACGAGGAGGUGCGCGCCUUCCAGGUAGCCGUGCGUGCCGUUGACGGCGGCUCGCCGCCGCUCAGCACCGAGGCGCUGGUGCGUGUGGAGGUGCGGGACGAGAACGACAACGCGCCCGUCGUGCUGCACCCGCUGCCCAACAGCAGCGCGGCGGUGGGCGAGCUGGUGCCGCGCCGGGCACAGGCCGGCUACCUGGUGGCCAAGGUGGUGGCGGUGGACGCGGACUCGGGGCAGAACGCGUGGCUCUCCUACGAGCUGGCCAAGGCCACGGAGCCGGGGCUCUUCCGCGUGGGGCUGCACAGCGGCGAGGUGCGCACGGCGCGGGCCGUGUCGGAGCGCGACGCGGCCCGGCAGAGACUCGUGGUGCUUGUGAGAGACAGCGGGCAGCCGCCGCGCUCCUCCACCGUCACCCUCAGCCUCGCCCUAGUGGAGGGCUUUUCUGAAGCCCACCUGCGAGUCAGCGAGGAGGUGCCCGCCGACGACCCCGACGCGCCACUGACGCCGUACCUCAUCAUCUGCUUGUCCUCCGUGUCGGCACUGUUCCUGAUCACCGUGGUGGCCAUUGUGGUUGUGAAGGUGCGGCGGGCCAGGGGGAGGGAGGCAGAGACAGGGCCCGCUUUCCCGAAGAUUGCCGGGGAAGGUAGCUCCGGCUCCCUGCCUCGCAGCUACGUGUACGAUGUCUGCUUCGCUGCCGGGACUAUCAACAGCGAGUUCCGGUUCCUCAGGCCCCUCUUCCCCUGUUUCCCAGCCGGACUGCCCCCCGGUCCAGGAGACCAGCGGAGCUCUGUGUGUUCGCAAGACGUGGCCAGCCUCAGGGAAGAAGGUGACUGGACAGCACAGGGCAGAGCUUCCCACUCUGAAGACACGGGUCCCAGGCCAGUGGAAGCAGACUGCGCUGCUAACAAGGUUAUAGGGUUAAAGGAUAUUCCCGAUCAAAACCCUUGGCUCACCCAUCAGUAGAUGAGGACAAGAACAAGCAUGUCUGUCUGCACCAUUUAAAGCCAUCAUGGAGAAACCAGAACCAAGAGACAUAACAUACACCAAAAAGAAAUACCAAGAAGGCACAAGUCGUCUCUGCAAGAGAGCAAGGACACUCUCCUCUUAUGUAGUAUUUUGUUCACUUAGGUAUUUUACAACUGUGAUAUGGAUGGAGGAAAACUGUGUCGCAUGCUGAUUACACCUUUCUUGAUGUAUGAUUGUGGGACUGCUGCUGCAUCUGAAUAUCAAGGGAAAUAUGAAAACCAAAAGGAGAUCUUCAAGGGUAAUUUUUCCUUCAUAUGUUUUCUAUAUUUUUUUCCUUAUGGAGGGGGUUCUGUAAUACUGUCUUAAUUUUCAGCAGUCUGCUAAAUGCCACCCCAAACAUUUGUUAAAUGACAUGAAGUAAUACGUGCAAACAAACUCUUUAAUAACAAGCAGAAGUUGAUUACGUUAGAAACGGCUGACCUUAACACACUUUGCCUAUUAGACCAAGACUUUACAGAUUUUCCACAUUAUAAAACGUGGAUGAUGAAGACUGCAUUCCUUUUUUUUUCACAAUAUGAAAUUGAAUAGUUAUAGAGCAUUUCAGGAUAGUUGAGUGUAAGGUGGUAGAGAAUUAGAAGUAGUAUUAGUGGUUUUACAGCAAAAUAGGUUAUAGCUUCUAUAACAAAGAUAAGGCACUGUAAAAUGCAGUGAGUCUGGAAACUUUUUAUCUUCUUUUGCUUUCAUUACUCGGUACUGAAAUACGAAUUCAUGUGAUAUUUCCUGUUGCUCACACGUUUUUAAGAGUCAAAUGUCUGAUGAAAAAACCAAUAAAACCUACU
This is a messenger RNA of Rhea pennata, 3423 nucleotides long. Its product is annotated as protocadherin beta-16-like. Lineage: Eukaryota; Metazoa; Chordata; Aves; Rheiformes; Rheidae. Gene Ontology annotation, molecular function: calcium ion binding. The coding region runs from base 32 to 2581 and encodes 849 amino acids. Gene Ontology annotation, biological process: homophilic cell-cell adhesion. Gene Ontology annotation, cellular component: plasma membrane. The transcript is spliced from 2 exons. The record is from RefSeq and is a predicted model, not a curated record.